Girardinichthys multiradiatus is the source of this 3342-nucleotide messenger RNA. RefSeq names its product proteasome 26S subunit, non-ATPase 1 (gene psmd1). The record is from RefSeq and is a predicted model, not a curated record. Gene Ontology annotation, cellular component: proteasome regulatory particle, base subcomplex; nucleus; proteasome storage granule. NCBI's taxonomy places the organism in Eukaryota, Metazoa, Chordata, Actinopteri, Cyprinodontiformes, Goodeidae. Bases 142 to 3057 code for a protein of 971 amino acids. Gene Ontology annotation, biological process: regulation of protein catabolic process; proteasome-mediated ubiquitin-dependent protein catabolic process. The transcript has 25 exons. Gene Ontology annotation, molecular function: enzyme regulator activity.
GUAUUGCUGAACAAAAAAAAAAAACUUUAGCUGGCGCUGAUCCUUCACACAUACAACAAAUCUUAUACAUUCUCCCCAGAAAUACAUCACGAAGUCCACAUUUUAAUCGGAACCGGAGCCGGAGGAUUAUUAGAAGCAGUCAUGAUAACAUCUGCCGCUGGGAUCAUUUCCCUUCUUGAUGAGGAGCAGCCACAGCUGAAGGAGUUUGCUCUGCAUAAACUAGACUCCAUUGUGAACGACUUCUGGGCUGAGAUUUCCGGAUCUGUAGAUAAAAUUGAGGUCUUAUAUGAGGAUGAAUCUUUUCGGAGCCGAGAAUUUGCUGCCCUGGUGGCCUCAAAGGUUUUCUACCACCUCGGAGCCUUUGAAGAAUCUCUGAAUUAUGCUCUUGGAGCUGGGGACCUUUUCAGUGUUACAGAUGACUCAGAAUAUGUGGAGACCAUCAUCGCCAAGUGCAUCGAUCACUACACCAAGCUGAGGGUGGAAAAUGCAGAGCUGUCAGAGGAUGAGGAGAAGAAGAGUAUCGACCAUCGCCUUGAGGGCAUCGUCAACAAGAUGUUUCUGCGGUGCUUAGAUGACCACAAGUACAAACAGGCUAUUGGCAUUGCCUUGGAGACCAGACGUCUUGACAUUUUUGAGAAGACGAUUCUCGAAUCGAAUGAUGUGAGCGGCCUCCUCGCUUACAGCCUAAAGGUCUGCAUGUCCCUAAUGCAGAACAAGAAGUUCCGUAACGAGGUGCUGCGCGUGCUGGUCAAACUGUACAUGAACCUGGAGAAGCCAGAUUUCAUCAACGUUUGUCAGUGCCUCAUUUUCCUGGAUGACCCGCAGGCUGUUAGCGACAUCCUAGAGAAGCUGGUAAAAGAGGACAACCUCCUAAUGGCCUACCAGAUCUGCUUUGACCUCUACGAAAGCGCCAGCCAACAAUUCCUCUCCUCCGUCAUUCAGAACCUGCACACCGUAGGAACGCCCAUCCCUGCGGUGCCUGGCUCCACAAACACAGGCACUGUUCCCGCAGCAGACAAGGACAGUGAAGCAAUGGAGACUGAUGAAAAGGCUGGAAGCUCACCAGCUGGAAAGGCUGUAGAAACUAAGGAAGAACCGAAAGACCAGAAUGCCAAAAUGAUCAAAAUCCUUAGCGGGGAGAUGACCAUAGAGCUGCACCUGCAGUUCCUCAUCCGAAAUAACAACACAGAUCUGAUGAUUCUGAAAAACACAAAGGACGCAGUUCGAAAUUCGGUGUGUCACACAGCCACAGUUAUAGCCAACUCCUUUAUGCACACAGGAACCACAAGUGAUCAGUUCCUCAGAGAAAACUUAGAGUGGCUAGCAAGAGCCACUAACUGGGCAAAGUUUACAGCCACAGCAAGCCUGGGUGUCAUUCAUAAGGGUCAUGAGAAAGAGGCGCUCCAGUUGAUGGCCACAUAUUUGCCUAAAGACAUCUCCCCAGGCUCUGCCUACCAGGAAGGGGGAGGCCUGUAUGCUCUGGGCCUCAUUCAUGCCAAUCAUGGUGGGGACAUCAUUGAUUAUCUCCUCGGUCAACUCAAGAAUGCAAGCAAUGAUAUUGUCCGUCACGGCGGAGCCCUUGGGCUGGGUUUAGCUGCUCUGGGCACAGCCAGGCAGGAUGUUUAUGACCUGCUAAAGUCCAACCUUUACCAAGAUGAUGCUGUCACUGGUGAAGCUGCGGGCUUGGCUCUGGGUCUGGUCAUGCUGGGCUCCAAGUCGGCCCAGGCGAUUGAGGACAUGGUGGGCUACGCUCAGGAGACUCAGCACGAGAAGAUCUUACGUGGCCUUGCAGUGGGGAUUGCCCUGGUCAUGUACGGUUGCAUGGAGGAGGCUGACACCCUCAUUGAGAGCCUCUGCAGAGACAAGGACCCCAUCUUGAGGCGAUCUGGUAUGUACACUGUUGGCAUGGCGUACUGCGGCUCUGGGAACAACAAGGCCAUCCGACGCCUGCUACAUGUUGCUGUGAGUGACGUGAACGAUGACGUUAGAAGAGCUGCUGUUGAGUCCAUUGGCUUUAUCCUUUUCAGGACUCCGGAGCAGUGCCCCAGUGUGGUGUCUCUUCUGUCGGAAAGCUACAAUCCUCACGUGCGCUGCGGGGCUGCCAUGGCUCUGGGCAUCUGCUGCGCUGGGACAGGCAACAAAGAGGCUAUCAAUCUGCUGGAGCCAAUGACCAAUGAUCCAGUGAACUACGUGAGACAAGGUGCCCUCAUUGCCUCUGGCCUCAUUAUGAUCCAGCAGACUGAGGUUACCUGUCCCAAGGUGAACCAGUUCAGGCAGCUUUACGCCAAAGUGAUCAACGACAAGCACGACGACGUUAUGGCGAAGUUCGGCGCCAUCCUGGCCCAGGGAAUCCUCGAUGCAGGUGGACGCAACAUGAGCAUCUCUCUGCAGUCCAGGACUGGUCACACCCACAUGCCGUCGGUCGUCGGCCUGCUGGUCUUUACUCAGUUCUGGUUCUGGUUCCCUCUGUCGCACUUCCUGUCGUUGGCCUUCACACCGACCGCCAUAAUCGGCCUCAACAAGGACCUCAAGAUGCCGAAGGUGCAGUACCGCUCCAACUGUAAGCCCUCCACCUUCGCCUACCCACCAGCUCUGGAGGUUCCCAAGGAGAAGGAGAAGGAGAAGGUUUCCACCGCUGUUCUCUCCAUCACAGCCAAAGCCAAGAAGAAGGAGAAGGAGAAGAAGGAGAAGGAGGAGGAGAAGAUGGAAGUGGAAGUCCAGGAGGGUGAGAAGGAGAAGGAGAAGAAGGACGAGGAGAAGGAAAAAGAGAAGGAAAAAGAGAAGGAAAAAGAGAAGAAGAAAGAGGUAGAGCCCAACUUCCAGCUUUUGGAGAACCCGGCCAGAGUGAUGCCGGCUCAGCUCAAAGUCCUGAUGAUGCCGGAGUCCUGCCGCUACCAGCCAUUCAAACCGCUUCACACAGGGGGGAUCAUCAUCCUGAGGGACACCAGCGAGGAGGAAGAGGAGCUGGUGGAACCCGUCUCAGCUCACGGACCCAAAAUAGAAGAGGAAGAGCAGGAGCCAGAACCUCCUGAGCCUUUCGAGUACAUUGACGAGUAGAAAUGCUCUCCAAAUAAUGACACGAGAAGACGUCUGAUAGCAACACUUCACUUCGCUCUGCUGUGUGUGUGUGUGUGUGUGUGUGUGUGUGUGUGUGUGUGUGUGUGUGUGUGUGUGUGUGUGUGUGUGUGUGUGUGUGUGUGUGUUUGUCUUAUCCGUUCAUAUCCCUGCUUUCCUUCUUCUUUUACACGUUCCUUUCCUGUUGUGGCUGCUCAUUGGCUACUCAAGAAAUAUACCACAUCAUUUUUUUCUGGUUUCUGUUCAAUAAAGAAAAACAGGACAUAA